AUGUAUCCUGGACGGCGAAUAAGAAGACAACGCAGCACAUUUUCUAUAUUUCUCUGUAUCCUAUGCCUUGCGUUGCCUGCUAGAUCAAUGUGGCCAUUCUCUCCAAAGCGUUUCACGAAGAAUUCACUCAUGAAAGCGGGUUCGAUGGGGAUUGCGAGUGGCGACCGAAUAGUUGCAUUUGGAGAUUUUAAUGGAGAUCAGUUUCUGGACGUGCUGUCGCUGGACCAAGACCAGCAUACCUUGUCGGUGUACUUGUGGAAUCAUGAGGACUUUAGCUUUCACAAGUCCUCUUCCAUUCGACAUCCGACGCCAGUAUCCAAUGUCGUGCCCGGAGAUUUCACACACGAUGGAAAAUUGGACCUACUAGUUAUGAGCGGGAGUCAGACACCAAACCGAAUGAAUAUAGUUUUGUACAAGGGAGUUCAUAAUGAUCAAUUUGACUCUAGUCCCGUAUCCGUCCCUCCAUCAACGUUGUCCCAACCUAUUCCGGUCGAUGUAGAUGGAGAUAUGAAGAUAGACCUACUUGGAAUACCUUACACACAAAGCAAUACCAACUCUCCACUAAUGGUCUGGAAAAAUUCAUGGAACGCGUCGCAAACGCCUAACUCUCUGUUUGAUCUAACCACCCCCCAGUUUAAUGGUACCCAGUGUACAUUAUCCAACCCACAUAGUAAUGCUGUUAUAGACUUCAACGGAGACUGUCUAGCAGACGUCUUCCUUGUAUGCGAUGAUGGCUCUGGCCAUAAAUCAUUCCAAAUAUGGAUCAACAACAAGGACGCCGGUUUCUCGUUGGCACAGCAGGGAUCUUUACCCUCCGGAGUCCAUUCCAUAUCGUUCGCUGAUGUUGACCGCGAUGGAACGAUUGAUAUGGUCUUCCCUACCUGUUCUUCGUAUUCUCCUUCCACUGGUAUUGGAAUGGGAUGCACCAUCAAUAUUGCAUACAAUAAACAGCUCCCAGUUUGUGCGUCAGCCACAACGUCCAGUGUUAACAGCAAAGGACAACGUUUAUGUCGAUCACCAGAGCAGUUAUGUAUUGCUGAUCCCAACUUUAAAUUUGACUUGAGCACAAGCGGCGAUAACGACGCAUUCGUCCAAGUGCCCGUUUCUGCCCUCCUGUCAUCCACGGCUAACUCGGCGCCUUCCUCUUCUCUUCUUCUCUACGACACCACCAACACUCCAUCCAUCCCUAUCCCCAUCAAGCUUGGCGAUGCUAAUCUAGAUGGUUUCCCUGAUUUUCUGCUUAUAGCUGCGUCUGGGGAUUCUCAUACACCAAAACUUUUAUUCUCUGAACCGUGUGCCAAAGGUCUGGCUGGAUGUGACCAGAACGGGCAUGGGAGGAGAGGCUGGAAGCUUGUAUCGAAGGGUGCAGAGACUCUGGAAACUAUCAAGGAUGCUAGAGGGGCUGCAUUUCUAGAUAUGGAUGAGGAUGGUACGUUGGAUGUUUUGAUACAACGGACCGGUGAACAGGGCCAGGGAACGGUUUCUUUUAUCCAAAACAACUUCUAUUACGACGCGUUUUUCCUGAAAGCGAUAGUACUCAACGGUGCUUGCGAUAACUCAUGGUGUACGUCGUCGAAUGGCACAAAUUACCUUCCUUUUGGAGUUAGUUAUUCUGGUGCUUCGUACAAGUACACAGUGCUUGAUACCUCUGGACGCCGUACUGCUGCUCAAGUUGGCCAACUUCCACAAACAUCCUAUCACUCCCUCCUCACACCGUACUCGUUCUUCGGGCUUGGACGGACGAAUAAUUAUAUCGAAAACCUUUUCGUUGGAUCUACGAAGCACACUGACCAGCAUUUUAUUAACAUGGAGGGCGUCAUCCCAAAUUCGCGUGUAGUCAUACGCCCGCCAAGUACAGGAAGCGAUGGAUGGAAACGCGAGUUGUUCUUGAGGCCAGGAGAGUGGAUACCAUGGGUGACGCUUACUGUCAUUGUGACGAUGGUCAUACUGGCGGUUAUUGUAUUUGUGCUGCAUUUAAACGAGAAGAGAGAAGAUGAGCUGGAAAGAAGGAGGGCAUCACAUCAUAUUAACUUUGAUGCAUUGUGAUCACUUGGAUAUGGACAUCACGAUUGAUAUGCACUUAUAUAUACUACAUAAUGUAGAGGAACAGGAUUUACGGUUGAACUUUCAAUGUCAGCCCAUAUUAUCGUUGGAUAGCGAAAAGGGCAGGCGGACGUGACGUAUACUAAAGUUUCGAAAGUAGCUCCCAGCUUCCGUCCUUUCCCUCCCCGCCCAAUCUUCGGACCCUUCCCUCGAGUUCCAGCUUUUUCAAAUGCUGGUCUAUGCUAUUGGAUGCAGGCAGCCACAAAUUCGGUGGAUAUGCAGCAUAAAUAGUGGAUACGAUGUCCCAGUUUGUCCACGGUUGACCUUGGGGUGAGGGUUGUUUCAAGAUGUGAACAAGUUGAUUCUCCCGUUCCAUGCGGUGCUCGAUGUAAGUGCUAAUGAGUUUCGGUCCGUCGGUGACAACAGGGCCGUGUCCAGGAUAGAGGGCGGUAUAGUCUGAACUCGCAUCUGUUGAUUGAUAGUCUAGCAUUUUACGGAGACUUGCGAUAUAUGAUGCAAGGUCUUCAAAUACCGCUGUGCCCUGUCCGAGAACAGUGUCGGCAGUAUAUAAUGCAUUAUCUCCCGGUAUAUGGAGAGAGAUGGAGUCUUUAGUGUGCCCAGGAGUGUGCAGCACGCGAAGGAUCGACGAGUCAUCUAGGGCAAAUGUCUGCAUGUCAUGAAGAUCGUGAAACAUGGAUCCACUAGGAUUGGGUGUGUAGAGGUUACGUGGAACUGAACCUAUGAUAGAAUCGUAUGUGGCUGCUGGUGAUGCUGCCAGAGGAAAUUUGUGCAAGCGAGGCGGUCUAUACGAGGAACCGUCGUUCUUGUCGUCCCAUAAACGACGGAGAAGCUGUAGCACGGAAGAAAUGCCGCCGACGUGAUCGUGGUGCCAGUGUGAAAUGAUGAUGUCUGAGAUAUGUGGUUCAUGGGUGUUUGCCGAGUCCCGUAGUGCGGACUCUAAGAGGGGGAUGUAGUCUGCGUGCCCCUCUCCCGUGUCGACGAGUUUAU
This is a messenger RNA of Serpula lacrymans var. lacrymans S7.9, 3051 nucleotides long. RefSeq lists its product as uncharacterized. The transcript is spliced from 13 exons. The record is from RefSeq and is a predicted model, not a curated record. Gene Ontology annotation, cellular component: plasma membrane. The coding region runs from base 1 to 2046 and encodes 681 amino acids. Lineage: Eukaryota; Fungi; Basidiomycota; Agaricomycetes; Boletales; Serpulaceae.